AUGAACCAUAUACGAGCUUGUUUUAGAUCAGUUGGACUACUCCGCCGACACUCAUCUCCCUUCACAGCUUCAUCUCUCCCCGCAUCUCCCUUCGCUUUCACGGUCCAACCAAACUCCGUCCGAACAAUGGCCUCCGCAAUGGCAAAGCGCCUCGAAGGCAAGACUAUUGUUGUUACUGGUGCCUCUUCUGGUAUUGGAAAGAGCACGGCCAUGGAAUUCGCCCGCUCCUCGCCCAAGAGCCUCAAGCUAAUCCUGACAGCUCGUCGCAUCGACUCGCUGAAGGAGGUUGCUGCGGAGAUCCAGAAGGAGGUCGGCGAUGGCGUGAAGGUUCUUCCCGUGAAGCUCGAUGUCAGCAAGCCGGAGGAGAUCGACAACUUUGUUCCUUCUUUGCCUGCGGAGUUCAAGGAGAUUGACGUUCUGGUCAACAAUGCUGGUCUAGUCAAGGGCGUUGCCCAGGCAGGUGAUAUCGCUGCCGAGGACCUGAAGGUCAUGUUCGACACCAACGUUACUGGCCUGAUCAACAUGACUCAGGCAAUCCUGCCUAUCUUUAAGAAGCGCGAUGAGGGUGGCCGCGGUGAUAUUAUUAACAUCGGUAGCAUUGCUGGUCGUGAACCCUACUCCGGUGGUAGCAUUUACUGUGCCACCAAGGCUGCCGUACGCUCUUUCACUGAUGCGAUGAGAAAAGAGCUCAUUGCUACGAGAAUCCGUGUUAUUGAGAUUGAUCCGGGUCAGGUCGAGACUGAGUUCUCUGUUGUCCGAUUCUAUGGAGACAAGUCCAAGGCCGAUGCUGUUUACAAGGGUGUUGAGCCAUUGACUGGUGACGACAUCGCCGAGGUCGUUGUCUUCGCUGCCAGUCGCCGCGAGAACGUCGUCAUUGCCGAUACCCUAGUGUUCCCUAGCCACCAGGCUGCGGCUGGUGUCAUGCAUCGCAAGGCAUGA
Messenger RNA from Penicillium antarcticum, 939 nucleotides. RefSeq names its product SDR family oxidoreductase. The coding region runs from base 1 to 939 and encodes 312 amino acids. Gene Ontology annotation, molecular function: oxidoreductase activity. The record is from RefSeq and is a predicted model, not a curated record. Gene Ontology annotation, cellular component: cytosol. The transcript is spliced from 5 exons. NCBI's taxonomy places the organism in Eukaryota, Fungi, Ascomycota, Eurotiomycetes, Eurotiales, Aspergillaceae.